AUGAUGAAGUUCUACGUUCACUUUGAAGGCCAGCCCGAGUACACAUGUAUCGUUCAACCUCUGUCGCAGCAGCAACAGUUGCAGUCCAUCCUAGACUUGAAGUUGGAUGUCAAGGGAAAGAAGUUGGUUGACUCUACUCAUUUGCUCAAGGCCAUCAAGAACAUGGAUGAUGUAUACGUUGUGAAGAAUAACAACACUCCAACACCUGACCCUGUUGCUGAUGUUGCAACAUCAUCAAAGUCAUCAGAGGUUGUUGCUCCUGCUCCUGCUGCUACUGCUGCAAGCACAUCAUCAUCAAUCUCAUCACAGUCAACAUCAAAAACUGAGACGACGUCGACGAUAUCAUCUGCGUCAUCUGCAUCGUCCCCUUCCCAAUCUCAAUCCCCAUCGACUUUGACAUCAUCAUCGUCGUCAACAUCAUCGCCGGCAGCGAGCACACCCGACAAGAAGGUGCCUGUAUCGAUAUCAACAGGCUGUGAUCCAAAGUAUCAGGCAUUUGUGUUGAACCUGCUCGAGCAGGGCAACCAGCUGUACGACAAACAGUUGUACAGGGGCGCAGUGCAAUACUAUGAGAACGUGCUGCAAGUCCAUCCAACCGAGAAGACAACACUGGUGCGAAUGGCCACCAUUUAUCACAAGGCCGAGAAAUGCGACAAGGCACUUAAGUUCAUUGAGUCUGCCAUUAAGCAUCAUUCAAAGGACAAGGAUCACAUGCUCAACGUGCUGUACGGCAACAUCCUUACCGGUGUGAAGGAGUUUGAGGAUGCCGCUGCGCAGUUCAAGCUCGCCGCCAAUAUCAUGGGCAAGAAGCACAAGGACUAUUUGACGACGCGCGCACUCAUGGCCAAGGCGAUGUACGACACGAGGAUACAGUCCAACCAGCAGGAGGCAUGCGAGGUGCUCAACGAGGUCAAGAACACCGACGAGGGCAACUUGCAGGGCCUCAUUGGUUUCGCCUACGUUCUGAUCGAUAACAAGCGACACAAUGAUGCAUUGUUGGUGCUGAUGCAGUUGUUGUCGCGCAUGGGCAACUCGGGCGAUCGCAACCCAGUAGCCAACUACACCAAGGAGGCGCUGGCCGACUAUGCCCGUGAGUUUGGAGCACAGCAGAUACUCGUGCAGCUGAAGGACACGCUCAACACUGCGCCCGUGCUCGCAUUCAUGUCAUCCGUGGUCAAGGAGUACGGCGCCAUCGAGGCCUCGGUCGACUUUAUGAAGCAAGCGCUGCAAAUGGACCCGACCAACGCCAACUACGCACACAACGUGCUACAUGGACUCGAGGUGUGCAACAAGUACACCGAAGCCAUCAAUGUAUUCAUGAAGUUCUUGCAGACGAACAAGACACGCGGUCUCUCCAACUACAAGCUCACGAAUGGCAGCAUCCUGGCCAUACUGCACAAGCAGCAACACAUUGACUAUCUCAACAACCCUUUGUUGUCACUCAGCUACAAGCGAAAGAUGCCAGACACUGGCCCCAUCCCAGUGCCCAAGAACCUGUUGGACGUGGCACCAGACGAUCAGCCCACGGACGCACCCUACACCAAGGACGACCUGGACCUCAUGUCACUCUGGUUCACCAUCGUCAAGAUACUCUAUGUGCUGGGCAUUCUGGAGCCGCUGCCCGCGCUGAUCUCGGCGCUGGAGCCACUGCGCAAGGACAGGAACCUGCAUCUCACCGUCACGAGGAACGAGCAGGCCUACUUCAUGUGCAUCUCGCAGCUGAUGACAUUCAGGGAGCUGCCCAUCCCCAACUACCCACCCAUUUACAUCGCUGGAGACAGUCACUCGACUGUUCCCGCGUGGACCACUUGCACAAUCGAUGGCAAGCCACGUCUAUUCCAUCCACUCCUGACGACAGGAUUGAAGAUGUGGCAUCUUCGACCGAGCAGCAAGUUCUUCCCCAAGUUCAAUUUCUAUGCCGUCACCUGUACCGCUCCCAAAGGUUCCGAGAUCGUCUUCCAAUUCGGUGAGAUUGAUUGUCGCGAAGGUAUCCUAGUGUCUGUUGAUAAAUGUCGAUACAAUACUAUCGAGGAAGGUAUCGAAGUUACAAUUGAUAUAUAUAUUGCGGCACUGAAGGUAUUGAUACAGAAGUAUAAUUACAAGGCGUAUAUUCACCCUGUGGUACCAGUGUUGGACCAGACGAGGACAAUGGUCAAGGCAUUCAACAAGAUAUUCAAGGAGAAGGUGAUGAAGGUUAAGGAGUUGGUAUGGUUGGACUUCUUUGAUGAGUUGUUAGACUCCACUGGCAAUGGUUUCAAUCAAGAAUAUGCCAUGGAUGGUACACACAUGAAUCCAUCCUAUGUGCGACUAGUUGAGCGAACGAUCAAUGAUCACUACAGGUCAAAACAAUCAAAUAAGUAA
Acytostelium subglobosum LB1 is the source of this 2361-nucleotide messenger RNA. RefSeq lists its product as hypothetical. Gene Ontology annotation, molecular function: protein binding. Bases 1 to 2361 code for a protein of 786 amino acids. The record is from RefSeq and is a predicted model, not a curated record. The transcript has 3 exons. Lineage: Eukaryota; Evosea; Eumycetozoa; Acytosteliales; Acytosteliaceae.